Molecule: messenger RNA, 2483 nt
Organism: Meloidogyne enterolobii
Lineage: Eukaryota; Metazoa; Nematoda; Chromadorea; Rhabditida; Meloidogynidae
Source: the annotation of a GenBank genome assembly
UUAAAAUGGGAAAGAAUAAAAAUAAGAAAAACAAGCAAAAUGCUGCUGGAGGAAACAGAUUUGGUUCUGGACCGUUUAAUAAGAAGUUUAAUCAAAACAAGCCAAUGAACAACAAUCAAGGGAUGAAAAAGGAUAGAGGCGCUUUCAAUGGCGGUAAUAAAGGAGGUUUUAAUAAGGGAGCCUUUAAUGGUGGAGAUAAAUUUGAGAAGCGCUUGAUGAAUGAAAAAUCUGCCUUCUCCGCAAAAAAGGACAUUAUUGACGAUAAGGCUGACCAUGCUGAAGUUUCUAGCCCGCAAAAACAACAACAACGUCCAAAGGAAAAUAAAAUGAGGAAUGAUGGGUUUAACGCUGUUCAUGUGCCAAUGAGUCAGAUGAAACAGCAACCUAACAAAAACUUUGGUGGGCAGAAGACUACGCCAAACACGAGUGCUUUGUCGAAGGAGAAAGAAAGCCCCAAGGAUUCUGGCAAAAAGAAGGUCAAAUUUGAAACUUCUUCAGAUUCUUCUGGUGAUGACUUUGAAAUGGUUGGGAGUGCUAAGAAUGAUGGGGUGAGCAAAAAUGAUGCUCAAGCAAAGCGUUUUGGUAGUCCUCGUGAGACUCCUCCAACAAAGCGCGUCAAACUCGAAACCUUGACAAGCUCUUUUGGAAAGGACAUGGAAUUGAAUACCAACGCUAAAAAGGAUAUAAACAACAAAAAAGAUGGAAUUGUUAAAAAUGAUAUUGUAGGGAAAAAGGACGCUAAACCAAAAGCCAAAUCAAAUGUUGUUUUCGACGAGAAUGGCAGUAUUAAUGAUUCUGACAUGGAGGAUGAAUCUGAUUUGGAGGAUCUCGAAGAUGAAGACGAUGGCGAGUCUCUGGGUCUUGAUGAUUCUGAAGAUGGUGAAGAUGAUUCUUUGAUGGAUGAGGAGGAUGAUUCUUUGAUUUUUGAUGAGGAAGAAGAUGAGAAGGAUAGCGGAAGCGAGCCAGAUGUUUCUAAAGACGUGCUCGACAUGAAAAUUACUGGUUAUGACAUUACUACAAACACUGGAAAUUGUCUUGUUCUCAAUGCACAGAAGGAUUAUUCUACAGCUUCGAGUCCAUUCAAAUUGUUCAAAUUUUCUGAAAACACUGAACAUUCCGUUCAAGUUGGAUUGAAAGUUUUACAAUGGAUUUUGAGUCCAAUUGUGACUGAUGAAUUUUUCAACAACAUUUUUCAAAAGCGUGUUCUUGUAUUGAAGCGUGUUACAAAUGGUUAUUUUGAUGGAUUUUUUAAUACCGAGGAUUUCAAGGAUAUGCUUAAGAAUAAUAAUGUUCUUUAUGGUCAAGAUGUUAAUGUUGCAACUUAUGUUUCUGGAGUUCGUGAAACCCACAAUCCAUUAAAAAAAGAAAUGCAACGCGCUACAAUUGUUAAUGCUCUUCAACAUUUUCAAAAUGGACGUUCUCUUCAAUGUGUUCAUCCUCAAGUUUUUAAUGACAAAGUUUGGUAUAUUUGUGAUGCUCUUCAAGAAGUUUUUUGUUCUUAUGUUGGAGCUAACAAUUAUUUAACUCCUGCUGGAUCUGCCGGUUUUGCGCCACAUUAUGACGAUAUUGAUGCUUUUAUGUUACAAGUUGAAGGCCGUAAACAUUGGAAGAUUUAUGCACCGAGAGAUUUGGAUGAAACUUUGCCGCUUGAGUCAAGUCGCAAUUUUACUGAUAAGGACUUUGCGAACUUUAAGCCAAUUUUUGAUGGAUGGUUAGAACAAGGCGACAUUCUUUAUGUUCCUCGUGGAUUUACUCAUCAGGCCAAUACUGGUCCAGACAAGCAUUCUCAUCAUGUCACUAUUAGUGUUUGUCGUAAAUUCUCUUAUGCCCAAUUCUUUGAGCAAGCAUCAAGCGAAUUUAUCCAAUUAUUGACAGAUGAAUCAAAACGUUUGAGAGGUUCACUUCCUCCACAUUUGUUUGAUAUGUGUGGAAUGGCUAAUAUUGUUUAUCCUAAUGAGGAUUCGUUGAACAAUCGGCUUAUUCCAUACGCCAAAAUAUUUUCGCGAAAAUUUGCUUCUGAGUUUGCGUCUUAUGUUCCAUCAUUUAUCGAUUUGAUAGCUAAAGAUUUCUUCCGAACUGCACUUCCACCAUUAUUGAGUCCUCAAGAGUUUAAACAAACUUGUAUGGGUGGAGCCGGUGGUUGUGACAACUUUUUGGACAAAGAAAAACGUCCACUUAUUGGACCAGAGACUGAAGUUCGUCUUGUACGGAUGCAUGGACAACGAUUGAUUUAUGAAGAUGAGGAGUCUGCUUAUCUUGUGAAUCGUAUGAACAAUUCUCGUCGUUAUGAUGAAAACGAUAAUGAGCUUUCUAUUGAUUUUGAUCUUAAGUACGAAGAUGGAUACGUUACAUUAUGCAAUUCUUAUCCAAAAUGGAAAACUGUUUCAUCUUUGGGUUGUGAUUCUCUUGAGAAAAAUAUUGUAUUGGCAACUCUACUUUUUAAUAAUUGUAUGCUUAUGUUGCGUCAAAAGGAGGAGAAAUGA